GUUUGUGGAAAUUACACGACCUGCAGUUCAGCCUGUUGACAUUUGCCUCCAAAAAAUGGAUAAUCAGUUGAUUUGAUGAAUUGUGUGAUAUAUGCUGGUGUUGAUAUGACGAUUUUAUAAAUUGGAGCUGUCUGCUUGGGCAGGUGUAACUGGCCGCGAUGGACGGACCAUACACUCGAGUUUUACUUAUUAGCGCAAAUGUUGGUUCAAUUUUUGAAGAUCCUGACCAUAUGCUGAAACUAUGGCUGUCAGAAUUCCUGAAGACCGUACAACAUUAUGAGCCUGGCCUGCUGGCUCUGCACUGCCAAGAAGUUGGUGGUAAAAACUAUGAAGCUUCCAUGCAACAUGUGAACUCUUUUGUGAAAUCUAUGCUAGGUUGUGAAGAACUACAGAAAUAUGACAGAGUACGUGUGUUUCUGGAUGAGGACUACACUGCUGCAGACAAGUUCACA
Molecule: messenger RNA, 452 nt
Organism: Ylistrum balloti
Lineage: Eukaryota; Metazoa; Mollusca; Bivalvia; Pectinida; Pectinidae
Product: inositol polyphosphate-5-phosphatase A-like
Exons: 4
Molecular function (GO): inositol-polyphosphate 5-phosphatase activity
Source: RefSeq, a predicted model, not a curated record